Molecule: messenger RNA, 1707 nt
Organism: Trichoderma aggressivum f. europaeum
Lineage: Eukaryota; Fungi; Ascomycota; Sordariomycetes; Hypocreales; Hypocreaceae
Exons: 4
Coding region: 1-1707 (568 amino acids)
Source: RefSeq, a predicted model, not a curated record
AUGAUCAAAUCUCUUCUUUUGGCCUACAUUCUCGGCGGCGCCUGUGCCCUCGCUGCGCCGUCUCAUAGCACAAAGGAGAAUCCAGUUGUUGACUUGGGAUAUGCCAAAUAUCGAGGCGUUCGCAAUGCCACCUACGGCCUCGACUAUUACUUUGGCAUUCGCUACGCAGUCCCUCCAGAGGGCGAUCUGCGUUGGCGAGCACCUCAAGACAUGGAGUCUCAUGGUAAAUACUCGACCUCGGUAGUUAUUGACGCUACUACUGUAGGACCUCAGUGUGUCCAGGGCCCAACGGCCUGGGCAAACGGAACUAAUCUGGGGGCCCUUCAAGUACUGGGUGCGAUUCCCCAACUGCCGUCGUCCGAAGAUUGCUUACUUCUCAACGUUCUUACGCCAACAUUGCCAAAAUCCAAGUCUCUCCCUGUUGUCGUCUAUAUCCAUGGAGGAGGAUACGUCACCGGCAACUCCAUCUCCUCCGAUGGCUCAUCGUUCACGCAGUAUGCCCAAGGCAAUGUUGUCUGGGUCUCCAUUCAAUAUCGCCUCGGUGCAUACGGAUUCCUGAACCCAAAGGAGUUUGACGGACACGACGGAGUGAAGAAUGCCGGCCUUUUAGAUCAGCGCCUCGCUCUUGAAUGGGUUCAACGUCAUGUAUCCAAAUUUGGCGGUGAUCCCUCCAAGGUGACGAUUUGGGGAGGCAGCGCAGGCGGCGGAUCGGUUGUGAACCAGAUGCUUUACAACCGAGGAGAGAAGAAUCCGCCGUACAGAGGUGCAAUUGCAGAAUUCCCAUGGCUGCAGCCCUACCACGACGACGUCUUUUUGCAAAAGCAGUACCAGACUCUCUUGAAUGACGCCAAGUGUCAUGAUCUCGCCUGUCUUCGAAGUCUACGUCCAUCCGCACUGGAAACGGCCAUCACCAAAAGCUACUACACAGCCUACGAUGCUGGACUGUACGCUUAUGGGGACAUGUUCUUCGGACCUUCAGUGGAUGGAAAUUUCGUCCAUGAUCUGCCGUCUGUGGAAUUCAACAAGGGUCAUUUUGCUAGGGUCCCAUUCAUGACAAACCAUGAUUCGUUUGAAGGCAUCUUGUUCACCAACUUUUCAUUGACCUCGUUUGACGAAUUAAGCUCCCAGUGGCAAAAGACGUGGAAAUCUCCUACACCCCAGUUCUGGGCCAGUCUAAAACAGCUCUACCCGCUGUCCGACUUUGGAAGCGCAUAUUACGAGCAGCCAUUCUUUCGCAGCCUCAUCUUUCCGCUCAUUGCUCUUCUCGCUCCCCUCUCCAUUCCCGGCAACGAUCCGUCUCUGUGGCAGGCUCAACAAAUCAACGGCGAUGCCAACAUCAACUGCCCUACCCAUUACCUCGCGGCGGCUGCACAGGAAUACGGCGUCCCGGCCUAUAAAUCCAUCUUUGAUGCGGGAGUUUAUGUGCAUUCGGCUGCAGACUUUCCCAUUUUCGACGCACAAAUCUUUACCGUCGACUCAUCCGUGGCGACUGCAGUCAAGGAUUACUUUCUCUCAUUUAUCGUGGGCCUUGACCCGAAUACCCUUCCUUCAGUGUCUCAUCACACACGAACUCACUGGCCACAGUACGGACAAAAGAAUUAUGAUACUCUGAUUGUACAGGAUACGAGCAUAACGGCCCAGAGAGAUCCCGAUGCUUCUGAUCGCUGCGACUUUUUUCACUCUCAGAGCGCCAUUGUGAGAAACUAG